Drosophila erecta is the source of this 1149-nucleotide messenger RNA. RefSeq names its product gamma-soluble NSF attachment protein (gene gammaSnap1). The record is from RefSeq and is a predicted model, not a curated record. Gene Ontology annotation, biological process: intracellular protein transport. Lineage: Eukaryota; Metazoa; Arthropoda; Insecta; Diptera; Drosophilidae. Gene Ontology annotation, molecular function: soluble NSF attachment protein activity; syntaxin binding. The transcript has 7 exons. Gene Ontology annotation, cellular component: SNARE complex; vacuolar membrane. Bases 90 to 998 code for a protein of 302 amino acids.
GAACCAUUGUUAUUUUAGUUCUCGCAUUCGGUCACACUAUUUUCAAACGUAAACAAUUGAUUUUUCCUGCUAAAUAAAAGUUGUUGAAAAUGUCGGGAAUUGCUGCUAAAAAGAUUGCCGAGGCGGAGGACCUGGUGAAGCAGGCCGAGAAAAGCUUGAAGUUGUCCAUGCUGAAAUGGGUUCCUGAUUACGAUAGUGCUGCGGAUGAGUAUUCCAAAGCUGCCACUGCAUAUCGAAUAGCUAAAAGUUAUGAUAAGAGCAAGGAGUGCUUUCUGAAGGCCAUCGAUGCCUAUAAAAACAAUAAGUCUUGGUUCCAUGCAGCAAAGGCAUACGAGCAGAUCAUAUUGCUAUCUAAGGAUGCGGAUAAGCUACACGAAGUGGAGGAAUACGCCAACAAAUCUGCAAGUUUGUAUCAACAGCAUGGUUCCCCAGAGGCAGCCGCAUCCGCCUUGGAUAAAGCCGCAAAGUUAACUGAAUCCAAGCAUCCUGACAUGGCUUUGCGGUUUUAUCAGCAUGCUUUAGAAGUUAUAAUGAUCGAGGAUUCCGUCCGUCAAGCAGCCGAGUAUGCAUCAAAAGUGUCCAGGAUACUGGUCAAACUUAGGAGGUACGAUGAGGCCACAAAUGCGCUCAAAAAGGAGAUCAGCUUGAAUCAGCAAACGGAAUCAUACGGACAAAUUGGUCGCCUAGUUGUGGCCUUGGUGAUGGUCCAAUUGGCUCGCGGGGAUUCCGUGGAAGCCGAAAAGACCUUCAGGGAGUGGGGCAACUGCUGCGAGCCGGAAGAAGUGUCCACACUGCAAACGCUUUUACAAGCCUUCGAUGACGAGGAUCCCGAGUUAGCUGCUAGGAUGCUGGCAUCCCCAUUUAUCCGACAUAUGGACGUUGAGUACGCUAUUCUAUCCAAAAACAUUCCACUACCUCAGGGUAUACAGCUGGAGAAGAAGGCCGGCGACAAUGCUGUUGAAACCAACGACGCCGAGGACGAAGGUGGCUUGUGCUAAAUUUCUUAAUAUUCGGUCUGCUUGUUAGUCAAAAUAUAUUUAUCGUUAAUAAUAUCGCUUUUAACAUAUUAUAUUAACUGUUAAAUACAAAUUUCAUCGCAAUCGUUGUACUAAUUAAUAAAUACUAAGAGCUAUACAAUACAAAAAAGAA